AUGGGCGACCCAAACGUCAAAUCAGAUGGGAAGACUCCAACGUCUAUUGAACUCACCAAGUCGGUCAAGGACUGGUGGAAUUGCCUGCGGAAUUUGAAGAGACCGACGCUGGGGUUGCUGAAUGCAAAGUUUGUGGAGGCGAGAAAUCGCCUUGUUCAGUUGGAGUAUAACUUGUUCAGGGCCAUUUUGUCGUCUGAUGUGAGUAUUGUGCCUCCUGGAGAGGCAGAGCCAGAUAACGGGGUGAAGGACAUCACUGCACGGUUCGUGGAUACAACUCUUGAAGAAGACCUGCUGGUGUAUAUCCACGAGUUUGAAAUCACCAACAAAACAGAUCUAUCACUUCCCAAACGGGACAUUGUCAUCAUUCACGGCUACAUGGCAGCGCUUGGCUACUUUAUCAAGAACUUUGAGGCGUUGGCCAAGUCGCACGGGAACUUGACUAUUCAUGCGAUUGACAUGCCGGGUUUCGGCAACCUGGCCAGACCAAGGUUCCCGCCAGAUUUGCUCAAGACACCAAAAAAUGCCACCCAGGCUCAGCAAGUGAGCCAGGUCCUAGGGGCUGAGGCCUGGUUCAUUGACAAGUUUGAAGGUUGGCGUAAAGUUCGUAACCUCGAGCAUUUCGACCUUGUGGCCCACUCCAUGGGAGCAUACCUUGGUAGCUGCUAUAUCUUGAAGUACAACUGCCAGGGAAGCUCCCCCAUCAUCAAGAACUUCGUGGUGGUGAGCCCAAUGGGCACAGAAUCCAGCUCGGUAAGUUUGAUCAACCAUAAGUCUCAUCAGAGAAACUUUCAUGAAGAUGGCGGCGACCCACUUGAGGAGAUCUUUGCAAAUAUGCCCGUGGACGAGUCGCAUACUCCAGAACUACAACGGUUACAAUGUGGGAAUGGAGUGUCUCCUUUCCAGAUUCUCCAGAUCUUCGGUCCAGUGUAUUCUAAAGUGUUGUCCUACUGGUCAUUCCAGAGGUUCAAGAACCUCAAAUCCAAUUCAGAAGCUUCCGACGCUCCUGUCAGUGUUGAUUUGAUCAACAAGCUACACGAAUACUCGUAUUCGGUCUUCAAUCAGUAUCAAGGUUCUGGCGAGCUUGCCAUCACCAAACUCAUCAAUCAUAACAUUCUCGCUAGACUUCCACUCUGCGACAGAGGGUUCCUUGAGCUUAUCAACAAAAUUGGUAUGAGAACGUUGUGGCUCUACGGCGACAAGGACUGGAUGAAUAUGCAAGGCGGAAAGUAUUGUGUGGAAAAACUCAAGGCUUUAGGCCACGAGGAUGCUGAGUUGACGAUUGUAAAAGAUGCUGGCCAUCAUCUCUAUCUAGACAAUCCGGAUGAGUUCAACGAAAUCGUCAUUGAUUUUUUGCAACUAGAAAAAGACAUUUAG
Molecule: messenger RNA, 1374 nt
Organism: Candidozyma auris
Lineage: Eukaryota; Fungi; Ascomycota; Pichiomycetes; Serinales; Metschnikowiaceae
Exons: 2
Coding region: 1-1374 (457 amino acids)
Biological process (GO): cardiolipin acyl-chain remodeling
Cellular component (GO): mitochondrial inner membrane
Molecular function (GO): A2-type glycerophospholipase activity
Source: RefSeq, a predicted model, not a curated record